Aureobasidium uvarum is the source of this 456-nucleotide messenger RNA. NCBI's taxonomy places the organism in Eukaryota, Fungi, Ascomycota, Dothideomycetes, Dothideales, Saccotheciaceae. The record is from the annotation of a GenBank genome assembly.
AUGUCAUCACAAAGGUGUCUGAAGUUUGUCCAAAGUGUCUUUGAAUCUUUCCAGGCCAAUUCUGGAUUGGAACCAAGGCUCCUCAAUGGUCUUCGUGUAACAGCAGCUCGCCCCGGCGUCGUAAACUUCGAACUCCCAAUCGAAAAACACCACACCGUGAGCCCUUUCUCCCCCUUUCCAUUCGUCAGCAUACUUAAUAAAAUAUCAGNNAACCGUCUCAAUAUCCUGCACGGAGGCACUAUAGCCAGUAUGGUCGAUCUGGGUGGUUCAUUGGCCGUAGCUUCAAGAGGUCUUUUCGCUACAGGCGUUUCGACCGACCUCAAUGCUAACGCCGUCUCCCCGCUAUCUAGGAAGUCACCUGUGACAAANUGUAAGUUCGGCAAAACCCUCGCCUACACAUCCAUAAACUUCCACAACGAAAAGCAAGAGUUGGUUGCUAGAGGAAGUCAUACANAA